UGCUGAAAGGUGUAUGCACGCUCCGUGACUUGGCCACUCCACGGUGUGUUGAUCUGUGAAGGGCUAUCAGAGCAGGCAGGCUGUCCCCUCAGCCUGUGGGAGCAGCUGGAUGUGAGGCUGUUGUGCAUCAGUCCAGGACUCUGUGCAGGGAGGAUCUCCACAUGUGAGCCCCAGCUGGAUCCUCCUGGGCUUCCCUGCAGUCCACACUUCAGGUGCAUCCCGACUACAAGGGGCUGUUUUUGCCACAUAUCCUGCUCCAUCAUCAUAUGCAUAAGGCUGCAACCAGACUCAUGACAGACAAAGUCUCACAGCAUGAUAACACCACUUCACACUCCACAAUCUCCAGUGGGCAGACAGUGAGGACCAGUCGCCACUAUGCGAUAUGUGUAAGGAGGCAGUGGUGCUGUUGUGGCCCCAGGCGGGAUGCUGCUGACGGCCGGUCAGUAUGACUCUGCUGGACUUGUGGCUGUCACGCUCCAUCCCCAUGUGCCUGCUCCUUCAGAGCCUUGUCCUCAUGGCCCUGUGCUUCCCCUCGGCCAGCAUGUGUCCAAAGGGCUGCAUGUGCCAACGCGACUCCCACCUCCACGGCCUCAACGUUACCUGCAGCCAGUCCCGACUCAAAGAGAUCCCGCCCAGUCUCCCGGUGGACACCGUCCUGCUAAGGCUCGACCACAACCAGAUCGGCGCGGUGCCGGAUCAGGCCUUCACCGGACUCAGGCUCUUGAGGGAGCUCAACCUGUCUUACAAUGCGGUGGAGACUUUGGGCGAAGGUGCUUUCAGUGGCAUCGAGGCUACGUUACAGGUGCUGGACCUCUCACACAAUCGCAUCACUAGCGUACACAAGGAUGCCUUUGCUCGGCUUAAGGCCCGCGUCAUCGUGGAUGAUAACCCCUGGCAUUGUGACUGCGCCCUACAGCAGGCGAUCGGUGGAAUGGCCCACAACCACGAGGCCGCUGCUCGGGUUCUCUGCAGGAGUUCAGAGCUUCGUGACCAGGAAGGACGACCUUUCUUGGCCGUGGACACUGACCUCUGUAACCUGGCCAAAAGGACAACAGACUAUGCUAUGUUGGUAACCAUGUUCGGUUGGUUUGCCAUGGUAAUUUCAUAUGUAGUGUACUAUGUUCGUCAGAACCAGGAGGACGCCAGACGUCACCUGGAGUACCUCAAGUCUCUCCCGAGUAAGCCCAAGAAACCUGACGAGGCUGACGACAUAAGCACUGUUGUCUGACACCAGUGUCCACCUGACUGUGUCCGGAGCAAACCCAACGAACACCAAAAUGUUUAUGUAACAGGACCCACAUUUAUAGAGUUUCCUAUUUCAAACUUUUAGGUGAUGUGAGCACCAAACUGCUGAGAUAUCUUUGUAUUUUAAAAAGUUUGUCCUAUGUCCUUACCAGGGAUGGUUUAUGAUUGAAUCUGCGAUGGGAAAAGAAAGGAGGCCGCAAAGUCUAAUAAUCAAAUACAUUAACAACAUAGACUUUUCUACAGAAAACACAAAUGAGUUUUGAAAAUCUGAAUCUCAGGUUUAAAUACUGACAUGAAAAUUACUUUUUUUUUUGGACAAAAAUUUGGAAUUUCUCAUUUAAAAAAAUUUGUUUAUAAGACCUUAUACUCCAUUCCCCUCAUUUUGGUGUCUCACAGAUCACAGAAAGUUUACAUAGAGUUUUGCAACCACUUGCCAAACUAAUUCCAUCUAACAAAGCCCUGAAAAUCAUAACUACAGCAUCUGCAGUGAUCAGUUACAUAUACAUUUCUGCACAGCAGUUUAGUGUUCCAUGGCCUGCCUUUUCUACAAUCUAAUAUAGACUCUUACCUUCUAGAUCUUUGCUAUAUGGUAGAUUAUAUAAACAGGGCAUAAAGUAAUCUCAUUUCUCUGCUUGCCUUGAGUUACAUUGGCCUGUUUGAUACAAACAAAUCAUAACUCAAAUCAAAUUUGACUCUCCACCAGUAAACAUGUAGUAAAUCCUCUAACAUACUGAAUACAGAUGUACAGAAUACAGAAGACAGUUUCUGUCAGGAAAAGAAAAAUACAUGAAGAGCCACUAUUAUUAUGAUUAUUAUUAUUAUUAUUUAAAAAACAGGUGGACCAUCAUCAUCUAAUAAAAUGAUUCUACUCUGUCACAUUAUACAAUGCUAUUUAAGAAUUCUGAGAUGAUAAAUAAACCUUUACACUUUUAGGACUAUUAGUGAAUAGUUUAGGACUCAGACGUAGUGUUAGAACUACAGUUCUGAGAUGAUGACAAGAUUGAUGGAAAAAUAAUAAAUGCAGCAUUUAGAAUUACAUGAUUUUUGAGUCGUUUAUAUUUUAUUUUUCUUUACUUUUCAUGUUUUACUUUCCUGACAGUAAUGGGCUUCCACUGCAUCAUAUUCAGGUCAUUCUAUUUUACACAUACAUUUAAAGAUUGUCUUCAUUUGAUGGUUUUACAAAAUCAGAAAUAACUGAAGUGGAUAUUACUGUGUAAAUUAUGUGUAGGAAAAUUAAAGGUCUAUUUAUAUAAAAAUGAUUAUUGCAAUGAUCAACUUUUAAUGAACAUUUUAGAUAUCACUGAACUGAAGUUUAUCAAACAUAGAAUAUUUGAUGCCGUUGCUGUUUUAGACAAGCCUUAGUGUCCUUACUAGGUUGCAUGUUUAAUCUAUGCCUGUUUUUACUCUUAAUUUAAAACAUGAAGUCUAUAAAAUAUGCUCCUGCAGAGAUCAUAAACCAAUAUGUCAAAAGGGAAAUUGAGCUUUACGUGUAAUUUUGACUUUAGUUGAAGGUGCUAUGUGUAGCAAUUUAUGGUCAGUUUAUAAUCAGUAUGAAAAACUAUGUCUUCAGUCAUUGUCUAUGGAUCUAAAAGCCUUCCAUAUCACAGCAUUCACACUUUCAACAUGGGUUCACAGUAGAGACAUAUAUUUUCAGUCAUAUUAACAGUCUUAAAGGGAGUUAUUUGUAGUUUUAAAGUUAAAAAAUGGACUAAAUUAAUAGCUAGAAACAGUAGAGGGCGCUAAUAUACUACUGCUUCCAUGAAACUAAAGCUAAUGCUAAAUGCUCUUACUGAUAAAAAAAAAAAAAAAUUGAAGCUUAUUGUUUAUAGGAACCUGAAGUUUACUCCUAAAAAACUUAGCCAGUCAAAAUAACACUGUUGUACUCUAAUCCUUCCAUGCUGCGUCAGCCUAUAGUUUACAUUAUAUAUCAUUUAGCUCAGUUUUUAGCAAGAACAGACGCAGUAAAACCACAAAUUGUAACGGUUUUGUAUGUUUUGUUUUUUUUUUGUGUGUGUGUGUGAGCGUUUUUUUCUGUACAGUGUUGUCAUUAGUUGCUUUAUAGAUCUGUGUUGAAUCUUCUACAAAAUAUAAAACUGCCACAGUUUGGCUUGAACCGAGUAUCGUAAAGGUUCAGCAAACAUAAUUACACUGUCAGUAACUUUGUACCAUUAUAAGCUACAUUAUCGACUUACCAGUGUAGAAAGACACAUUGCGUGUUCCACAUUAAACUUCAACACUGACUCCAUUUAACUUUUAUUUUGUCACUUUAAAUGCAACAGAAAACAAAAGGAAGUGAUAAAAUUAGAACUAAAAUGAGAGUCAGUGUUGAAAAGUGUUGCAUUUACACUGGGGAUGCACCGAUACCGAUACCAGUAUCAGGUAUCGGUCCGAUACUGAGUGCGUGUACCAAUACUCGUACUUGUAAAAGUGCUCCGAUACAAACACACUGAUACCACUUAACGGCAGCAUGAUGUUCACCACAUUGUGCAGCAGGUACGAGGCCGAGGAGUAAAGUCAGCAGUGUGGAGAUUUUUAAAAUAAACAACAGUGACAAAAGUAACAGUGACUGAAAGUUACGCUAAAGACACAAACGGAUAUGGACGGAGCGUUCUCUCCGUCCUCUGACUACAUUCCGUAAGUAAUACUGUCUGUUUUCUGGGAGCCUGUAGAUGUGUACUCAGAGCCAUAUAAAGAUCAUCAAAUUAUCUUAUAUAUAAGGCUCUGUGUGUACCCAGAUGGAGAAGCAGUACCACCAGGAACUGUGGAGGUAGUGGAUCUGUUCAAAGAGUGACUGUGUGAGUUAGAGAAA
This is a messenger RNA of Sphaeramia orbicularis (orbiculate cardinalfish), 4054 nucleotides long. RefSeq names its product leucine rich repeat containing 3B (gene lrrc3b). Gene Ontology annotation, molecular function: protein binding. The transcript has 3 exons. Bases 446 to 1228 code for a protein of 260 amino acids. Lineage: Eukaryota; Metazoa; Chordata; Actinopteri; Kurtiformes; Apogonidae. The record is from RefSeq and is a predicted model, not a curated record.